Molecule: messenger RNA, 957 nt
Organism: Geosmithia morbida
Lineage: Eukaryota; Fungi; Ascomycota; Sordariomycetes; Hypocreales; Bionectriaceae
Product: solute carrier family 25 (mitochondrial oxoglutarate transporter), member 11
Exons: 1
Coding region: 1-957 (318 amino acids)
Biological process (GO): transmembrane transport
Molecular function (GO): oxoglutarate:malate antiporter activity
Source: RefSeq, a predicted model, not a curated record
AUGACAUCUGGAAGCUUGAAGCAGGCAGCCGAGUCGGCGCGGUCCAAGGGAUCCGAGAUGGCCGCAUCAGCCAAGAACGACAUCGCCUCCGUCUCUUCGGGCAUCUUACACACCCCUGCGAUGCGGAUGGCUCUGCCGUUUAUCAACGGGGGUCUGAGUGGCAUGGUGGCCACGACCAUGAUCCAGCCGGUGGACAUGGUCAAGGUGCGCAUCCAGCUGGCCGGCGAGGGCACGUCGACCGGUGCCAGGCCGACCGCCCUGUCCGUCACGCGUCAGAUCGUCGGCAGCGGACGCGUGAUGGACCUGUACACUGGGCUGUCCGCGGGGCUCCUCCGGCAGGCCGUGUACACGACGGCGCGCAUCGGCUUCUUCGACACCUUCAUCAAGACGCUGACGUCGCGGGCGGGGGAGCGCAAGGUCGGCUUCGCCGAGAGGGCCGCCGCCGGCCUCACGGCGGGUGGCCUUGCCGCCAUGGUGGGAAACCCGGCCGACCUGGCGCUGAUCCGCAUGCAGAGCGACGGGCUCAAGCCGGCGGCCCAGCGCAAGAACUACCGCUCCGUCUUCGACGCGCUGUCGUCCAUUGCCAGGUCCGAAGGUGUCGGCGCGCUCUGGGCCGGUGCCGCCCCCACCGUCGUGCGCGCCAUGGCCCUCAACUUUGGCCAGCUCGCCUUCUUCAGCGAGGCCAAGGCCCGUCUGCGCGACAGCCCCGACCUGACCCUUUCCCCGCGCGCCCAGACGCUCAGCGCCAGCGCCAUUGCCGGCUUCUUCGCCAGCUUCUUCAGCCUUCCCUUUGACUUUGUCAAGACGCGCCUGCAGAAGCAGCAGAAGGGCGCUGACGGGAAGCUUCCUUACCGCGGUAUGGUCGACUGCUUCGCCAAGGUCGCCAAGGCUGAGGGCAUCACGCGCUUCUACCGCGGAUUCGGGACCUACUAUAUUCGCAUCGCUCCUCACGCGUAA